UUUACACUGGACGAUUUACAACAAGAUGAACAUGUGGAUGGCAGGAAUCAUAUUUGCUGUAUCAGUUGGACUGAGUGAGACUAAGAACCUGACAGGGAAAGCUGGAGAAAGCAUCACUCUGAACACUGGAGUCACUGGACUACGUGGCAACUAUCAGGUUCUCUGGUCAUAUGGUGUAGAUCAACGUGUCAUCAUCAACUUUGACAAUGGAAAACUGGAGUGGAAUGAAUCACAAAGAUUCCAGCUGGAUGAAAGGACGGGCUCUCUCACCAUUCUGUCUCUCCAUAUCAACGACAGUGGACAGUAUCAGGGCCAGAUCAUCAAUGGGAACGGGUCACAGCAGACCUUUAACCUGACUGUUGUGGGUGAGUGUUUGGAGGCGUGUGGAGAGGCUAAUCCUAAGAAUGUGUGUGUGUGCAUGGAGCUUCAUGCAGAAAAACUAGAAACAGAUAGUAUAAAAAGAACAUUCGCAGAUUCUUGUGAAUUAUUUAAAAUCACUAGUAACGUUGUUUUGCUCAGACUGGUUCAUUUUGAGAGAUACAAAGCUGCUGGAAGAGUUACAGCCCACAGUAUACUAGUGGGCUACGCUGUGAAUCUGGUCGCUUCCUGCCAGAAGGACGCCUUAGUCCGCUACUCCUCUGGGUACCCUGACUUUCUGGAGGAGGUCAUGUUCUAUCGGGCAUUCAAGGUGGCGCGGUCCAAGUCCCUCCAACCCGGUCAGGAGGGAGAGGCCCUUGUUGGCUUUUGGGACUUUAAAGUGGACACCCUGCAGAGCCUGUAUGAGUCUGAGGACCCCCAAAAAUCUGGCAGCUACUAA
Monopterus albus (swamp eel) is the source of this 817-nucleotide messenger RNA. RefSeq lists its product as uncharacterized. The record is from RefSeq and is a predicted model, not a curated record. The coding region runs from base 26 to 817 and encodes 263 amino acids. The transcript is spliced from 4 exons. Lineage: Eukaryota; Metazoa; Chordata; Actinopteri; Synbranchiformes; Synbranchidae.